Molecule: messenger RNA, 508 nt
Organism: Rotaria sp. Silwood1
Lineage: Eukaryota; Metazoa; Rotifera; Eurotatoria; Philodinida; Philodinidae
Source: the annotation of a GenBank genome assembly
GUGUGGCAGAAAUGACCAUUUUCAUGAUAUAACGUACCAUAGUCUUGGUACAGCUGACCAUUUUCAUGGUACACAGUACCAUAGCCGUGGUACCAAUCACCAUUUUCGUGAUACAACGUACCAUAGUCGUGGUACAUAUCACCAUUCUUGUGGUACAAAGUACCAUAGUCAUGGUACAAGUGACCAUUGUUAUGGUACAAAGAUCCAUACUUGUGGUACAAAUCACCAUUUUUGUGGUAGAACGUACCAAAGUGGUGGUACAAUGUACCAUAGUCUUGGUACAACUGAUCAUAUGGAUGGUACAAAGUACCAUAGUCGUGUUACAAGUGAACAUUUUCAUGGUACAGAGUACCAUAGUCGUGGUAGAAAUUACAGGUACCAUAUUCAUGGUACAAAUGACGGUUCUAAUGGGACAAAUGGCGACAGCUUUGAUACAAAUGAUCAUAGUGAUCGUACAAAUGACCACAGCCUUGGUACAAGUGGCCAAAAUCGUGGUACAAAUGACUGA